Messenger RNA from Thrips palmi, 4224 nucleotides. RefSeq lists its product as uncharacterized. Lineage: Eukaryota; Metazoa; Arthropoda; Insecta; Thysanoptera; Thripidae. The coding region runs from base 1 to 4224 and encodes 1407 amino acids. The transcript has a single exon. Gene Ontology annotation, molecular function: nucleic acid binding. The record is from RefSeq and is a predicted model, not a curated record. Gene Ontology annotation, biological process: DNA integration.
AUGGGUGAUAAUCAUCUAAAAAGCCCUGGGCCUGUCAAUUUAAAGUCAGGUAAUAUUCAGAAGUCAUGGGAAACUUUCAAGCAGAAGUUUGGAUUCUUCUUAACCGCAAUUGGAAAGGCUAAAGCGGCGUCGGAUGUUCGAUGCGCACUCCUGAUGGGAGAGGCCGGGGAUGAAGCUUUGGAGGUUUAUAAUGCCUUUAAAGAUAAGCUGAUAUCCAAAACAACCAACGAUCAAGGAGAGGAGGUCAUUGAACAUGACUAUACAAACAACUAUGACAAGGUUGUUGAGCAGUUUGACCUCUAUGCGGCGGAGAAAAAAUGCAUUACGGGUUGUCGAGAACUGUUUAAUGCGCGAAAUCAAAAAAAGGAGGAAACGUUUUCCAACUGGCUAACAGAUUUGCGAAACUUGGUGAAAGACUGUGAGUACGCAACUAUUGUUGAUAGUAUGCUGAAGGACAGAAUUAUAUGGGGUGUCUGGGACAAGAGGUUAAGAGACACUCUGAGAUCCAAGUCAAAUCAGAGUUUAUCUGAUAUUAUUGAUCUGUGCAAGGCAGUUGAAGCUACGGCACGAUAUCCGAAGUUGAAUGGUGAUAACGAUAAUGCCCAAAAUGUCGAGGCUAUCCAGUCAUUCAACAAAAACCGUAGCAAGAAUGGCAUUCCCUCUCAACCCUACCAAAAGAACAAAGGUGGAGGAAAGAUGAAAAAUUCACAGUACCACAACCGACCCGGUCCAGGCUAUAAAUCAAAGAGGAAUGGUUCACAACAGGGAGACAACAAACAGUUGUUUAAAUACAAGUGCAGAAAAUGUAAUAGAGUGCAUGAGGCGGGCAACUGUCCGGCUUAUGGCCAAAUUUGCUCUGCUUGUAAUGGAAAAAAUCACUGGGAAGUUGUGUGCCGUAACAAAGGACAACAAAAUGCUGGCAAUUUUAAAAAGCAAAGUAAGGUUGACAGUCUUGCUACUGUGACUAAUCAACUUCAAGAUUGCUUGCUUAGCUCGUGGACAGAUGAUGGUGCGAGUACCAGGUAUGUACAUAUGUUAACUGCUGUUAAAAGAAAAAAUGAAAUUAUUGUCAGUGGGGAGAGUAAAAGACCUAGAAAAGAAUACACUGAGGUAUUAAAACUUCAGGGGGUUCACUUUGUAAAAUUUAAGUUGGAUCCUGGGUCUGAAGUAAAUAUUCUGCCAUUUCAUGUUUUCCAAAUAAUUGACAAAGGGUAUACUGUCAAUCCCACUAACACCGUGCUGAAGGCUUAUGGGAAUGUUUUAAGCUCACCUAAAGGUACAGUAAGGUUGAGUGUUGAAACAAAAUAUGGUGGCAAAAUGAUUUGUGAGUUCCUACUCUCUACAAUUGAUCCUAGACCAAUUCUUGGUAUAGAAGCAUGUGAAAUUUUAAAUCUGGUAAAAAGAGUUGAACAUCAGUCUAAAGAUGUGAAAACUGUCAAAGUGAUGUCUCAGUUACUGCCAGAGUCUAAAAUUGUGUUCCUAGAAAAAUAUAAGGAACUAUUCACAGGUCUGGGUGAGUUCAAAAAUAAAGUAAAAAUUACUGUUGAUCCCAAUGUUACACCUGGAAUGUGCCCUCCUAGAAGGUAUCAUUUUUCAGUGAAUGAUAGACUUAAAACUAAACUGGAAAGUUUAGUACAAAGAGGUAUUGUGGCCAAAGUUACUGAUGAAAUUCCAAAAUUUGUUAGUAAUUUGGUAAUUAGAGAAAAAAGUGAUGGUGAUUUAAGAAUUUGUCUUGACCCGGAGUUGCUGAAUCAGGCAAUAGUCAGACAAAAAUAUGUAAUUCCAGAUGUUGAUAACUUGUCAUGUCAGGUUAAAGACAUGGAGGUUUUCACAGUGUUAGACCUGAAAGAAGGGUUUUGGCAUGCUACAUUGGAUGAUGAGUCAAGUCUUCUGUGUGCAUUUGCUACCCCUCAUGGAAUUUACAGAUUCUUAAAAAUGCCAUUUGGGUUGAAGUGUGCACCUGAAAUAUUCCAGUUUAUGACUGAAACAGCAUUUCAGGGUACAGGCGCAAUAGUAUAUUUUGAUGAUUGUCUUAUAGCAGGUAAAGACUAUGAGGAUCAUGAUCUAAAACUUCAAAAAGUAAUGGAGAAGGCCAAAGAGCAGAAUGUUAGGUUUAAUCCUGGUAAAAUUCAGUACAGACAAAAAGAAGUAAAAUUCCUGGGACACUUGUGGUCAAAAAAUAAAACCAAAGUGGAUCCAGAAAGAGUUCGAGCAAUAGAAGCAAUUAAAGAACCAAAAACAAAAACACAACUCCAAAAAUGUUUGGGUAUUUUUAACUAUCUGAGAAAAUUUAUUCCUCAGAUGGCUACAAUUGCUGCUCCACUCUAUGAAUUGCUGUCUAAUGCUGUUCUUUAUAAAUGGAUGCCUACACAUGCAAAAGCUCUUCAAACUCUAAAAGAAAGUAUUUCAAAGGCCCCUGUCUUGGCUACAUUUGAUAGCAAAAAGCCAAUUAUAAUUCAAGCGGAUGCCAGCCAGUAUGGACUGGGCUGCUGUCUCUUGCAAGAUAAAAAACCUGUAGUUUUAGAUUCCAGAAUUCUCACUGAAACAGAAAAGAAUUAUGCUCAGAUUGAGAAAGAAAUGCUGGCUUUGUGCUAUGCUGCCCAUAAGUUUGAAAAAUACAUUUGGGGUAUGCCUGAUGUAUUGUUCCAAACUGAUCACCAACCUUUGAUUCAUAUUUUCAAAAAACCUAUUUACAAAAUAACCAACAACAGGUUGAAAAAAAUGAGACUCAAAUUACUCAGAUUCCAACCUAAAGUUGAGUAUUUACCGGGUAAAUAUAUGCAUAUAGCUGAUUUACUGUCUAGAAAUUGCCUGGAAGAUCCUGUAGAGGAUGAUCCAGAAAUGGUUGAGGUUGUACAUGAGGUGACAAAAUAUAUUGACAUGUCACUCAAUGUCAAGGCUGAUCUGGUGAGAGAAACAGCAAACGACCCAGGUUUGUCAGCUGUGAUGCGAUAUUACCAGGAAGGUUGGCCUAAAAAUAACAAAGUUAUUGUUAAUGAGGUAAAACCAUAUUGGAAACUGAGAAUGGAUAUCUUUGUAGAAGAUAAAUUGGUAAUUCUGGAAGAUAGAAUAAUCAUUCCGGUAUCGCUCAGGAAAAAAGUUUUGAAAAAUUUACAUACCGCUCACUUGGGUGUUGAGAAAACCAAAAGUAGAGCCAGGCAAUCUGUGUAUUGGCCAGGUAUGUCAAAUGACAUAACCACAUUUAUAAAAGAAUGUCGGACAUGUGAAAGACAUAGUGCCAAAAAUAAACAUGAGCCACUAAUUCCACAUGACAUUCCGCAAUUGAGGUUCCAGAAAAUAGGAAUUGAUAUAUUACAUUUUAAUUCCAAAGAUUUUUUGGUUGUUGAGGACUACUUGUCAAAAUGGUUAGAAAUAAAACCACUGUCAAGUAAAAGUAGUAAAGCUGUAAUAGAUGCACUGAGAUCUAUUUUCUCUACUCAUGGUAAUCCACAAAUAAUAUUUGGUGAUAAUAAUCCACUCAAUUCACAUGAGUGUCAUGAGUUUGCAAAAAGCAUGGGGAGUGUGAUUAAAACCAGUUCACCUGAAUAUGCUAGAAGCAAUGGACUGGCUGAAAAAGGAGUUCAUAUUGCUAAACAAAUGCUUAAAAAAUGCAGUGAUUCUGGUACGCAUAUUCUGGAUGCUCUCAAGGAGUAUAAUAACACACCUUUAACGGGUAUGAAUGUGUCUCCAGCUGAAAUACUUAUGAGUAGAAAGUGUCGUACUUUACUCCCAAUACUAAACAAAAAUCUCGAACCAAAAGUUGUAAAGGUUAAGCAAGUGCUGGAAAGAUUGCAAGAUAAAGUAAAAUCUCAACAUGACUUGCAUGCUAACCGUAAACCUGUAAACUUUUCACAAGGUGACAGUGUGGUUGUCAGACGAGGAAAGAAAUGGCAGAAAGGGAAUAUAGUUCGUAAACUUUCUGGUAACAGAAGUUACGUAGUUGAACUAUUAGGGGGAGGUCAGUUACGCAGAAAUACAUGGCAUUUGAAACAUUCUAGUACCAAACCGGACAGAGUUGAUGCUAGAGAAAAUAAAGAAAUUGAUGCUGAUGCAAUUCUCGCCAAUAUUAGAGCUGGUGAAAAGAAAGUGACCAUUAACCCUAACCCUACUGUUCGUGCUGUUUCUGUUCCAGCAGCUCAAGGAUUGAUGACAUUUGAGUCACGACAAACAACAAGAUUUGGUCGGAAGAUCCUAAAACCACAUCGUUAUGAUGGGAGCUGUUAA